Messenger RNA from Phaedon cochleariae (mustard beetle), 2022 nucleotides. Lineage: Eukaryota; Metazoa; Arthropoda; Insecta; Coleoptera; Chrysomelidae. The record is from the annotation of a GenBank genome assembly.
AUUAUCGUGUUAAAGGUCUUCUUGAUUAUUUUUCGCUUGGUAUUAAUCCAGUUGAGUACAUAAAAAUGGCAGAGAUUAUUCAACAAGUAGAACAAAGAACAGCAUCGCUGCUAUCUUAUCGCAAGUUCUCACAGAAACAAGACGAAACAAUCAAGGAUGUUCCUGCGGACAGAUACCACUCUCUGCAUUUGGCAUUUUUCAUUUUGGGAAUGGGGGCUAUGGUGCCAAUGUCCUUCUUCCUCAGUGCAAAUGAUUACUGGAUGUUUAAAUUUCGUGACAUUGAUAAGCCAUUCGACACGACAGUCAAGAAUACUCUACAGAAGAAUUUCCAAUCGACUUCCUCUGUUAUCAGCUCAGUCUCCAGCAUCAUCACCAACAUUUUAUCCUCCCUCUUUGCCUACAAGCUGACACUGAGAGCUAGGUUUGUUGGUUCUUUGGCCGUUACGGUUACGUUUUUCAUCAUGUACACUGCUCUUGUAGAAGUGGAUACGGACUCGUGGCAGCUGGGAUUUUUCAUCCUAACGAUGGGUAUUUAUUUUCUUAAUAACAUUGCCGGAUCGCUCUUCAUGAUGAGCAACAUGGCGAUGGUCUCGAGGUUCCCGCCGUCCUACUUGAAGUCCCACAUGUACGGCACCUCUGUGGGCAUUCUGCUAGGGUCCGUUGUGCAAAUUGUCUGCCUCUGGAUAGGAGGCUCAUCGACCCAGGUAGCCCUCAUGUACUUCCUGAUAGGCACCGUCACUUGCGUGAUCACGCUGGCUGUGGCUUUCAUGGUCCAUUACAUUCCGCGCUUCAACUAUUACCAGGGUGAUAGUAUAGCAGAUACGAAGAAGUCGUUACCUUCUUGGGAUGAUCUGAGAGAGGUGUCCAAGAAUCUUUGGCCACUGAUUCUAGGUGCGUUCAUUGGCUCCCUGGCGAUGACCAUGAGUGGGCCUGCCAUGACUGCGCUGGUCAAUUCUGAUCAUCAUGAAAAAGGAGAUCCCUGGACAGAUAAAUAUUUCGUUCCUGUGCUCGCUUUCCUUCUUCCUGGGGUUGUUGGGCUGAUAGGAAGAGUCCUCGCCACUCCUUUAUUAAACAGAUCUAACGUUUACUGGUGGUUGGCCGUCAGCAUCAUUAAUUCUUUGGCGGUGACGCCCCUCAUAAUGUUCUGCAACUCCAAUAAGGAACACCUGCCGAUUCUUUUUCCUCACGAUUGGCAAUUCAUCACUCUACAGAUAGUUAUCAGCUUCAUUAAUAGCUAUCUAUCAACCUUAUCAUUUCUGAGCAUGCCUAAGUUUGGAGGAGAAAAUAUAGAGUUGACUUUCUUGGUGAUGGCUACCUUGGUGGGGAUUUUCAUGCACGCCUCGUCACCACUCUCCUCUGUUUGGGUGAAUAUCCAAUGAAUGGAUUUUUGCCUUCAAAUAUAUUUAUUCUCAUGUCUACAGAGCGAGUCAAUGAUCUGAAUUCGAUGAAUUUGAUUUUCAACGAAUAUCACAUUCAUAUAUAGGUUAGGUUAGGUAAGAUUCGAUGUAAUUCCAUAGAUUCCACUAUUUUCGACAUUGGGUGUGAUUUGGCUCACCCCUAGAAGGUAACAAUCCACAAAAUAAUCCAAAUCUGUUCAUUGAGUUCAAUAUUGGAUAGGGCAAGAUCGCUUUAUAGAACACCAGCCUAUAUAUUGGUGAGUUAAGAUUUGUAGAUCUUGAAUCUUCAGGAGGAUGAGCAGAAUUAUCAGAUAAUAGUGUAAAAUUAUAAAUCUCAUCAUCAAAGUCAACAUUUCACAACUGAAUUACCAGAAAAUGAUAAUUUUUUUUUGUCCAGCGCAGUUUGAGCACUUCUAGUUAUUGCAGCAUAUUCAAUUCGCAAACUGGUAUAAACAACGCUACUGAAUACCACUUGUUCUAGUUUCUAUACAGUGUCGAAUAGGAAUUAUUCCUAUAUAAAUGUUGCAGUAACGAAUCCACUUUACAGUGGUUAUUAGACUUUCGUCAAAAAACACCCUGUUUUAAUUACUACCACUACCAUCUCGAGGUAAUGCAGUUAUUCGUC